AGUGGAGCAAUGCGAAACGGGGCUGUGGAAAUAACGAGGGGAAAAGGCGAUGGGAUUUUCUUUGAAAAGGCAGGGUAGAUUCGUUCAGCUGCGAGGUGAACUCACAUGUUGCCCCGGACAUGCCUGGUCGCAGGUGCACUACCGCUGAAGCCACGCUGCUGUUAUUCACGCUCGCUCCGCUCAGUGCGGCCCUGAAGUGUGUGUGUCAUCUUUGUGCGAACCACACCUGCGAGACUGAGGCAGAGGGUGCAUGCUGGAACUCGGUGAUGCUCAUCGACGGGAGAGAGGAGGCCGUGAAGUCCUGCCUUUCACCCAGCGAGAUGAAGGGCCAGGUGUUCUGCUACGGCUCCCGCCACGUCUCCAAACGCAACUGCUGCUUCACCGACUUCUGCAACAACGAGACCCUCCAUCUUCACACAGAGAGAUCCUCUGAGGGCUCCGUUUGGGGCCAGUUGGUGCUGGCUGCUGUGAUCUUGGUACCUUCUUGCCUGCUGUGUGUGGCUGUAGUUCUGGGGGUGUGUGCCGUGCACCACCAGCGCUGCAUCCACAGUAAGGCCCGGGCUCAGGAUCCCGAGGAGCUACUAGAUGACCAGAGUCUCGUUUCCCCGGAAAAAGGCCUAAAAGAGCUGAUCUGUGACAUGAGCACAUCAGGGUCAGGAUCAGGACUGCCACUGCUUGUGCAGAGGACGAUUGCGCGGACAAUUGUGUUGCAGGAGAGCAUUGGGAAGGGCCGGUUUGGCGAGGUGUGGAGGGGCAGGUGGCGUGGUGAGGAUGUGGCCGUGAAGAUUUUCUCCUCGCGGGAUGAACGCUCCUGGUUCCGCGAGGCCGAGAUCUACCAGACCAUCAUGUUGCGGCAUGAGAACAUCCUGGGCUUCAUCGCAGCCGAUAACAAAGAUAAUGGCUCGUGGACCCAGCUGUGGCUUGUGUCAGAGUAUCAUGAGUACGGCUCCCUGUUUGACUACCUGAAUAGGCACACAGUGUCUGUGGAUGACAUGAUCAUCCUGGCACUUUCCAUCGCCAGUGGCCUGGCGCACCUGCAUAUGGAGAUCGUUGGCACUCAGGGAAAGCCAGCCAUUGCUCAUAGAGACAUAAAGUCCAAGAACAUCCUGGUAAAGAAAAGUGGCACAGCAGUGAUUGCUGAUCUAGGACUGGCCGUCAAACACAACUCCACUACCAACACCAUCGACAUCCCUGUCAACCACAGAGUGGGCACCAAGAGGUACAUGGCCCCUGAAAUUCUGGAUGACACGAUUAACAUGAACAACUUCGAGGCUUUUAAGCGUGCAGAUAUCUACGCCCUGGGGCUAGUGUUCUGGGAGCUCGCUCGGAGGUGCUCCGUCAGAGGGCUUUUUGAAGAUUUUCAGUUGCCUUAUCAUGAUCUGGUGCCUUGUGAUCCAUCGGUGGAGGACAUGAGGAGGGUGGUGUGUGAUCAGAAACUGCGACCCAACAUCCCCAACCAGUGGCAGAGCUGUGAGGCUCUGAGAGUGAUGGGUAAGAUAAUGAGGGAGUGCUGGUAUGCCAACUCAUCUGCCCGCCUUACGGCGCUCCGUGUCAAGAAGACUGUCUCUCAGGUGACUGUCAUCAGGGAGGUUAAAGACUAGCCACUCCCCCACAGCCACUCAAAGGAAAGGGCAAAAACUGGAACUCCUUCGUUGUUCUAGCGUGUUGGCUGUGUCUAAAGAAAAUUGGCUGGGGUGUUGUUGGAGCCCAUCAUGUCUUAGCUUACUGCGUCUGCCUGAGGACAACAGCCUAUCAUCUUUCAUCUUAAUGAAUCUUUCCAAUGGAAACACAGCCAUUUUAGUCAAGGCACAUUUUACUGCGUGUAAAUGUUGAGCUUAUGCAUCUGGCUGAAGCAUUCCUACCAGUCAUCACUGACGUGCUGCUCUGCCCCUGACCAUGCACCUGGGUCGGGGGACUGUAAAAAUGUGCUCUAGAAAGAACAAGAGCUGUCGUGACAGGUAUUGCUCUCAUUUAGUGAGAGCAACCUGUUUUUUGACCUCUUAAUGUUCCGUACACACCUUGCACCCUGCACCUUGCACCUUGCAGAACGCAAAGAUGGACUGCUACCUCAUGUCACUUGAAGUGCCAUAUGCUCUCAGAUGCUCAGUUUAUGCUUUGUGCCAUAAAUGUUUUGGUGGAUAUUUCGCGUAUAUACUGUACACUGUAUUCUCUUUGUGUAUGUGGGUAGUUAUUGUUACUGAGCAAGACACUCAUGAGUUUAAGAUUGAUUAAGAAUCAGUCAAGCAAUUAAUUAAUCUAUUAACCUGUCAACCAACCACCCAAUCGAAAAAAACAUCUAUGAACAGGAAUUAAGCCUCAAGUGUAGAAAAAGACCAACAUAUCACAUAUGUAUUUUAUACAGUGGUGUGAAAAAGUGUUUGCCCCCUUCCUGAUAUCUUAUUUUGUCACACUUAACUGUUU
Messenger RNA from Electrophorus electricus (electric eel), 2421 nucleotides. RefSeq names its product activin A receptor type 1C (gene acvr1c). Lineage: Eukaryota; Metazoa; Chordata; Actinopteri; Gymnotiformes; Gymnotidae. The record is from RefSeq and is a predicted model, not a curated record. Gene Ontology annotation, molecular function: transmembrane receptor protein serine/threonine kinase activity; ATP binding. Gene Ontology annotation, biological process: cell surface receptor protein serine/threonine kinase signaling pathway; protein phosphorylation; cellular response to growth factor stimulus. Gene Ontology annotation, cellular component: plasma membrane; signaling receptor complex.